This is a messenger RNA of Capronia epimyces CBS 606.96, 426 nucleotides long. RefSeq lists its product as uncharacterized. The record is from RefSeq and is a predicted model, not a curated record. The transcript has a single exon. NCBI's taxonomy places the organism in Eukaryota, Fungi, Ascomycota, Eurotiomycetes, Chaetothyriales, Herpotrichiellaceae. The coding region runs from base 1 to 426 and encodes 141 amino acids.
AUGCCAACCUCACCUUCCCUACCAGACGGCUUCGUCAAGAGCUGGCCGAAGCUCCUAUUGCGCGUAGAAGGCGCCUGCAUCUUCGGCUCGACCAUCUGGGCCUACUCGCGAUCCAACCAGUCAUGGUGGACAUUUGCAGGUCUUCUGCUGCUCCCGGAUCUCGGCAUGGCAGGCUACCUGGCCAACACCGAGGCCGGGGCCGCCAUCUACAAUUCAUUCCAUACGGAAACCCCUCCGAUCCUGCUGCUGUGCGCGGGAUUGGCGCGCGACAGUAAGGCCGUGGCGGGGUUGGCGCUGUGUUGGCUCGCGCAUAUCGGCAUGGAUCGUAUGUUGGGCUAUGGAUUGAAAUAUGGGACUGGGUUCGGCCACACUCAUCUAGGCGAAAUUGGUUUUCCGGGCGGAAAGGAUGUCGAGACAUCUCAGUAG